CGCUUGUGUCAUCAUCGUCAUGGAGCCGCUGGUCGACCUCGAUGGCUACGAGGGCUGGAGCGCGGACGCGACGACGCUCUUUGAGCUCCUGCACGCGCCCAUCGUAGACGCGCCACCGGCUCUGGUGCCCAGCGCCGGCGUGCGCAAGACCACCACCAACGACGACAACGAGACGAGCUCGGACGGCAGCAAGAACUCGACCGCGCAGCAGCGGUAUCGGAAGCGCCAGAAGCGCGAGCUCGACUACCUCCGUGAGCAAGUGGCUGAGAUGAGCGCGCACCUCUCGGUGCUCAAGAGCAUUCGCAGCUUGGAGACGGACCAAAGCUCGUUCUGGGAGAAGAAGGCGCGCGUGCAAAAGCUGAGCAGCCAAAAGGCCGCACAGGAGAACGCCCGACUGAAGGAAGCCGUCGAAGAGCAGCUCAAGAUUGCCGAGACGCUCGACCAGCUGCUCGUGAAGCGGCCGAAACUGGCUGCUUUUCCGACCAUGGACACGGUCGAGUGGAAGAUGCGCCGCAUGCCACUCGAUGAUGCGGGCCGCCACGCGUGCUUUCACGCGCUCAUGGCCGACGUCUAUGACCGCGUCGACACGAUGCUGCUCCAACGCGGCCUCUUUGACGUGCCGGACGGCCACAAGGCGUUCAACGUCUCGGCCAACGCGGCCGAAGACGCGAUUUUGAUCGACGUCCAGGCCGUGAGCCUCAUUCCGUCGCACUUUAUGAGUGCAGGCAUGCACAUCUGGUCCAUUUGGUGCGACCCGAACCACUCGGCGCUCAAGGGCAUCUUCGAAUCCAAGACGCUCGAGCAUUUCGGCAACGACACGACGUACCUCGAGCAAAUCGAGUCGCUGCGCGGCGGGCGGCCGUACCUGCGCCGACUCUCGGCCAUGAAGCGGUUUGUCGAGGAAGACCGCAUCGUCUUCGUCAUGAACACGGUGCUGCAUGACCCCAAGCACCCACCGAUCGACGGGCUCUACAGUGGCAAUGACGUGGUCACAUUGGUGCUCGAGCGUGUGAGCGACACCGAGUCCCGGCGACGCCUCUGCUUCCACGGCCAACUUCCGAUCGCGCCGCCGCCGGGCAGUCCGCUCGUUUCGAACCCGCGGGACCUCAUCUGCGACUUUAUCUUGCACGAAGUCACACACACGUUCGAUGUGCUCGACCAAGUCAUGCAGUGAUGGCGUCCGAUGCGUAGCCAACGUCACACUUCCCUAGCCCUACACCAAUAACUUAUCGAGCAUUUUGCGUCC
Molecule: messenger RNA, 1246 nt
Organism: Saprolegnia diclina VS20
Lineage: Eukaryota; Oomycota; Saprolegniomycetes; Saprolegniales; Saprolegniaceae
Exons: 4
Coding region: 20-1174 (384 amino acids)
Source: RefSeq, a predicted model, not a curated record